UUAAGAAAAAUAAUUCAAUAAUUCUAUUAAUUAAAUAAAACCUCCUCAACACCGCAUCUAGUCACUAUAUCUCUCCAAAAUGGUCAUUCCUAAAGAAACUCUUACCGAUUUCAAAGAAAUCUACGAAAAAGCUGUAAAAUUAGUUAAUGAAGAAUCAAAAAAUGACCCACCCACUGAACCUUAUCGGUCACAUUACACAGCCCGUGACCUGCUCAUUGGCCUCAAAGAAAACCUAGAAAAAUCCAUUUCCACCGAGGAAACAAAUUCGGAAAAUCAAUUCACUUACAAGGUCAUUUUGGCCUUUGUUUAUCGUGAUUUAGGACGAAUUUAUGUUUUCACUGAAGAAAGUCCAAUUGGUGAAAAACAUUUGCGAAUUUGUUUGGAAAGUAUUGAAGAACAUCGAAUGAAGCCAGAGGCUAUAAUUUCUUAUGUUGGGGCAUUGAAUGAAUUGGGUAUUGUUCAUUCAAAUCGACAAGAGUCGAAAGAGGCUUUUGAGGUUUUGAAAAAAUCCGAAGAAGCUUAUAAUGAAUUUAAAGCUUCUGGGAAAAAUGCAAUGACAAUCACUGAUAUCUUUGGAACUAUCGAAGAAGUCGAAGAGGGCAAAGGUCCGGCAGAGCUGGAAAGUCUGUAUACCCUUUGCACUUUCUAUAUGGCUCAGGUUUACUCUCAUUUGGGUGAAUUGGAGAAAUCUGCCGAAUAUUGCCAUCAGACUUUGAGGAGGCAAUUGGCGGCCAAGACUUAUGAGCAUAUUGAUUUCGCUUUGAAUGCUGCCACAUUGUCGCAGUAUUAUUUGGGAGUUAGUAUGUUUCGGGAGGCGAGACAUCAUUUGGCUGCGGCAACGAUGAUUAUGUCGCAGCAUGAGACUAAAAUGGCUGCGGAGGAAAUGAAUGAGGAACAAAAGGCAGCGGCAGUGGAGAAUUUCCAACAUAGAUAUGCUGAUGUAGCUCGGUGCUGGGCCAAGUAUGGGCUGGCAUUGUUGUUGGCUUCCAAAGAACGUUUGUAUAGUGACGAUGAGGGAAAGUUAGCUGCGGAUGUGAAAAAGCUAAAAGUAAGCCCCGACAUGUAUAAAUUUCCAGAUCUUAACCUGGGUGCCUUCGAAAAUUGCGUUUCUGCUGAUUACUGUUUGACCUUUGAAGACGCCAAAUUGAUUUACCAUUUUGUCAUCAAGUGGCUUGACGUGGCCAAAGAAUACUACACUGCUGACAAAGAAGCCACCGAAUAUGCAAAGAUAAUCACAGACUACGCCGAAUUAUAUCAACACAUGGCAUUCUUCGAAGAAGAUCCAACUAAUCAAUCCCGUAUGCACAAACGACGUGCAACUUACUUCGACGAUCUUCUCGAUCUCCUUAAUCCUACAUUCUAUUUAUCCAUUUGCCGAGAGUGUUGGUAUGGAGCUGGUUUGGCCUACUCAGCAAUGCUGGACAUUAAGCUGGACAUGAUCAAGGCUCAUAGUACUCCAACUCCGCAAGAAAUUCACAAAAUCAAUCAAAUCUGUAUGAAAGCAAUUAAACAUUUUGAAUCAUUCGAAAGAUCGCACAUGAACAAGGAGAAAACCGAACUUCUGCCAAAUCUUACACCUGAUGAAGCUUUGGGUGUAAUCUAUGCAUAUUUCUAUAUUGGACGUUUGUACUACAAACUAAUCAAUCCGGAUCGAUCUCAAAUGUUGGUUAACAUUAGAAAUAGUUUAAAGUACUAUCAAAUGUUUAUAGCUGAAUGUGAGAAUCGAGAAGAAGCUGCUAAAGCUUUGAAAGCUGAAAUCGGGGUGUGCAAGGAAAUGGUCCAUCUUUUGCCUUUAAAAAUAAAUAGUUUAUGCAAAGAACUCAAUGUACCAGUUUAAGUCAUUUAAUUUUAUAUACAAAAAAAAGGAAAAUUAUAUUUAUUUUGUUUACGUUACGUUAAUAUUUGAAUGUUUUGACCAAAAAUUGCAUUUCAAUAAUUCUUAAAAAAAAAAACAAGAAAAUAUUCCCAAUCACAUCUAUUUACUAAUAAAUAGAUAAAUAAAAGCAAAUAAUUAAUAUUAAAUAAA
Messenger RNA from Episyrphus balteatus (marmalade hoverfly), 2026 nucleotides. RefSeq names its product KIF-binding protein. The coding region runs from base 80 to 1837 and encodes 585 amino acids. Gene Ontology annotation, molecular function: protein binding. The transcript has 2 exons. NCBI's taxonomy places the organism in Eukaryota, Metazoa, Arthropoda, Insecta, Diptera, Syrphidae. The record is from RefSeq and is a predicted model, not a curated record.